AUGAAGUACGGACAGAAGUUUGAGAGGGAAUCGGUGCCAGAAUGGAGCCUCCAUAAUAUCGACUACAAUUCCCUCAAGCAUUAUAUCAAAGUCCACACCACAAAAGGCGAGGCCAGAGCGGUCGCCAUACCUGGCCAGCCCGACACCCACCUUGCCAAGGUCGAGAACGAGCUUUACAACGAACUCUGCAAUCAACAUGCCCGCGCCGGUCUCUUUGUCACCGCAAAGGCAGACGAGAUAAACCGCCGGCUCCAGCACCUCUCUGACGAGACACACCGACUCAUCCUACGCUGCGCCAAUACACAACGAGAGAACACAUCUAGGAAGCGGCAUCGCAAGUUUACGAGACUUGGCCGCCAAGUCCUAGACUGCGGUGAGGACAUACAACACCUCGAGAGAUUUGUCGGCGCGCAGACCAUCGCCUUUCGCAAACUCCUCAAGAAAUACAAGAAAUGGACCGGCUCCAGCACGCUGGGCGCUCGGUUCAGAGAUAACGUUCUGGACCAGCCCAAGAGCUUCACCAGAAAGGACCUCCAGCCUUUACAGCGAGCGUACGAGGAAGUACUAUCCACGAUCCGCGAUUCGACCCCCGUGCGAAGCCUACCUCAAUCCCCAACUCCUGAUCACGAACACAUCACCGACUCCGAAUCGGUUAGCCCACGUCAGUCCCUACGGCGGGUGAGAAUUAACUCGGGGCCACCGCGAACGUAUAUGUUCCACCCCCCGAGGGAGGAGAAUAUCGGCUACUGGAACGAGUACGACAACGGCAGCGAAAACGGCGACAUGGAGGACAACUACGCAAUAUACGUUCACCCUGAGGACGAGACGACUAAUGCAGACCUCAAGGCCAUACUGCAUGCAUUCACCAGACCCUUCUCGCAAGCCCGCUCGUGGGUCACAUCACGCGAACCAGAGCGUCAAUCCCUCCUCGGCCGACAGCGGAGCGACUCGACCUACGGCUCGACAGGCUCCGACGAGGCAGACCUCGGCCCCGGCUACUCGAGCUCCGAGGAGUUCCCGUCAGGCUACCAGACACACUACGCCUCCCUGCCCAGCAUCCAUGACCAGCGCAUGUACGUCUACAAGGACCGCGUGCUAUUCCUCGCCACCAGCGGCCUGUUUGCCAUGGCCUUCCUGCUGCUAGGCAUCGCCACCGUGCUGAUCCUCACGGGGAGGCACAAGCUGCGGGUCGAGGUCGAUGCCGGCGCCACGCUAGGCGCGGUCGUCUCCAUCGGGUGUGGUUGUACCGCGCUCGCAAUAGCCAUGACGAGGUGGGACAGCCUCAGCCUGGCGAAUCGGGUCGUCAUCUCCGUCACUUUUGUUACUGUCUUUGCGCUGAACGGCAUGCUGCUUCUCUUGGUCAUGGGGAAUACAGCAUUAUGAACACUGCUAGUUCCGAUUCCCCUUAUUCACGAGAAAUAGGUAUUUUUUCUUCUUGGGUUGUCAAUCAGUUCUCUGGGCGGGUCUAGAAGUGUCUCCUUUUCGAUACCGAAUAUUGUUUCCCGUUUUUUCUGUCUGUUUUCUCUUAUUUGUUAAUGAAUGGCGCUGGACUGGCAUUCUUGUUCAUAUGGGAUAGCGGGCUUAGAGCUUUCACAAUGAUAGUACCGUUUCACAGC
Messenger RNA from Cryphonectria parasitica EP155, 1616 nucleotides. RefSeq lists its product as uncharacterized. Gene Ontology annotation, cellular component: fungal-type vacuole membrane; vacuolar transporter chaperone complex. Lineage: Eukaryota; Fungi; Ascomycota; Sordariomycetes; Diaporthales; Cryphonectriaceae. The transcript is spliced from 5 exons. Gene Ontology annotation, biological process: polyphosphate metabolic process; vacuolar transport; vacuole fusion, non-autophagic. The record is from RefSeq and is a predicted model, not a curated record. The coding region runs from base 1 to 1383 and encodes 460 amino acids.